UCUGCUGUUCGGUCGUUUGGAUCAUCGUUCGUCGGGCCUAGUUCCGCGAGGAGGAAGAGCUUUCCACGGAAGAACAGAAACAGCCGACCAAGAUGCGCUCCCAGACCUUCGCCUUGAUCGUGUUCGGAAUACUGGCCGUCGCCAUGUCUACACCGGUGCCAGGGUACCACAGUUCUCACCAUCACGUACGCAUCCACGUACCUUAUCACGUGCACACGGUUCAUCAUCAUCACGUGAAGAAGAUACCUGUGCACCACGUCGAGAAGGUGCACGUCCCCGUCCCUAUUCCUAUCCAUCAUGUGCAAAAGGUUCCAGUACCAGUGCCAGUUCAUCACGUCGAAAAAGUUCACGUGCCUGUCCCGGUUGUCGAGAAGGUGCACGUGCCUGUACCUGUUCACGCGGAAAAGGGAUGGUGGUAAUGGGAGCGCUCCGAUUUUCGGCUUGUUAUUUCUUAGAUUGUAAAAUGAGGGCAUUCGAGUUACUAGCAUUUCGUGGAAAUUUAUUUGCAUUUUCGCCGACCAAAUCGUUCUGGAAAGUUUUCCCGUACCAAGAGCAGAGAGAAAGAGAGAGAGAAGGAUAGUACAAAAUAACUCGAACCGCCUGCGUUAGU
Molecule: messenger RNA, 610 nt
Organism: Hylaeus anthracinus
Lineage: Eukaryota; Metazoa; Arthropoda; Insecta; Hymenoptera; Colletidae
Exons: 4
Coding region: 93-419 (108 amino acids)
Source: RefSeq, a predicted model, not a curated record